AUGAGGCAUGCCCUUGAUGUUAUGCACAUCGAGAAAAAUGUUUGCGAUAGUAUCAUUGGUACGUUGUCGGAGAUCCUUGGAAAAAAUAAAGAUGGGGUUGCUACUCGUUUGGAUUUAUUGAACAUGGGGGUCAAAAUUGAUUUGCAACCCAAGUAUGAAGAAAGACAUACUCGCUUGCCUCCAUGGCCUUGGAAUUUGUCAAGAGCAGAGAAGAGAGAGAACCGUACUCGUCCCGAAGGUUGCAUUGCUGAGUGGUAUAUAGCUGAAGAAGCUGUAGAGUUUUGCACCGAGCAUUUAUCUGAUGUUAGUACAGUUGGAGUGCCUUCAAGCCAAAAAUGGGAGUUUCAAAGCCUUAUCAGGUUGCAUAGUGAGUUUAAUUGA
Messenger RNA from Prunus armeniaca (apricot), 381 nucleotides. The record is from the annotation of a GenBank genome assembly. Lineage: Eukaryota; Viridiplantae; Streptophyta; Magnoliopsida; Rosales; Rosaceae.